CUACAUAUUGAACUCGCUAUUGAACUAGUUCUUGUAGAUGUACCACAACUUUAUCCGUCUUUGAAGAUAAGAUUUUGUUAGAUUUUAUAACAUUUUGCCUGAAUUUCUGAUGGAAGUUUGAUUAUAAUGUAGUGCAAUAUCUGUAAAGACGAGAGCGCAUAUCUACAUCUCUUAGAUUGUAGUACCCAAAACAAAAUUACUAUACAAAAAUUACAACCAAAUGAAUAUCAUAGGAAAACUUAAAAAAUCUAUGUCGGACGUCAUAAGAAAAUCAUGUAUUAAUGUAAUAAGAAAACAUGUAUAUGAUUACUAUGUACAUAUCUAAGCACAGUUUAAAAAAUAAUUCAACUCAUACUUUAAAUAUGGAUCUAUCAUUGUCCCACGAGACUGCAAAUAUGCAAUCCCAAUAUCCAUCAUUUCAAAAUUAUGAACCAUUUUCGACAUCUGGAUUUACGAACUCGCCCAUAUAUAUCACAAAACCGCCUGAAUUUGGUGCCAUAACAAAUGUUGGGCCAGAAUGUUCAGUUAUGGACCCUCAAAAUAAGAUUGAGACCACUUCACCAGAUAUUUCUAUUCCUGGUAUGGAAAAUAACUCGUUAACUGCAUCGGUGAGAUACGUACAAGCAGGACAGUUUGAUGACACCACAGAAUAUGGUGUAGCUGGAAUACCUUGUGGUAUAGCCUCUGAGUACACAGAUGAAUCAGUUGUACCUUACUGCUAUAAGUCUGAAGCUAAUUACGCAGGAGUUCAAAGCACAAUAUCAAACAUUAAAUCAUUUUCUGGACGGCCUUUUAAUGAUAACUUUAAUGAGUCCGAAGAAACCUCGGAUUCGCAAAUUCGAACCUUUGAAAAUUCAGUAGAAUUUAAAUUACCACAAUUCGCCAUGAGUUCGUAUAAUACCAUGCCUCAAAAGCUUGGAGAAAAAGAUGAAUAUCUUGAAGAAUCAGAAAAUGAAAUUUGCCCAACAAUGAGGUGGCGAGAUCCGAAUUUGUCGGAAGUUAUAAGUUUUUUAAGCAAUCCAAACAGUGCAAUAAAGGCAAAUGCAGCAGCAUACUUACAACACUUAUGCUACAUGGAUGACCCAAACAAGCAACGAACCAGAUGCCUCGGAGGAAUACCUCCUUUAGUUCGGCUGCUGUCAUAUGAUUCUCCAGAAAUACACAAAAAUGCUUGCGGUGCCCUGCGAAAUUUAUCUUACGGCAGACAAAAUGAUGAAAACAAACGAGGAAUAAAAAAUGCUGGUGGAAUAGACGCAUUGGUACAUCUUCUUUGUCGAUCUCAAGAAACAGAAGUUAAAGAAUUAGUGACUGGAGUAUUGUGGAAUAUGUCUUCCUGUGAAGAUUUAAAACGUUCAAUUAUUGACGAAGCACUCGUUGCUAUAGUCUGCAGCGUUAUUAAGCCUCAUUCCGGGUGGGAUGCAGUGUGUUGUGGAGAGACGUGUUUUUCUACAGUAUUUCGAAAUGCUUCUGGAGUGUUACGAAAUGUCAGCUCUGCUGGAGAACAUGCAAGAGGAUGUCUUCGUAACUGCGAACACUUAGUAGAAUGUCUUCUUUAUGUAGUACGAACAGCGAUUGAGAAAAACAAUAUUGGGAAUAAAACAGUUGAAAAUUGCGUAUGCAUACUUCGCAAUCUCUCAUACCGUUGUCAAGAGGUUGAAGAUCCCAAUUACGACAAGCAUCCAUUUAUAACACCGGAAAAGGCAUUUCCGUCAUCAUCGAAAGGAGAAAAUCUAGGCUGCUUUGGAACGAGUAAGAAAAAGAAAGAAGGUACCAACAACCCCGAAGCUUUUGACGACUGCAACAUUCCCACAGAGUAUUCGAAAAAUGCAGUAACUUAUAACCAUUUGAACAAGGGAUAUGGACAAUUAUGGCAACCUGAAGUAGUUCAAUACUAUUUAUCCUUACUGCAAAGUUGUUCGAAUCCAGAAACUCUCGAAGCCGCAGCUGGAGCAAUUCAAAAUCUAUCUGCAUGUUACUGGCAACCAAGUGUUGAUAUUCGUGCAACAGUGCGUAAGGAAAAAGGUCUACCAAUACUUGUGGAGCUUCUUAGGAUGGAAGUGGAUCGCGUAGUCUGUGCAGUAGCCACAGCUCUGCGCAAUUUAGCAAUUGAUCAACGAAACAAAGAACUUAUUGGAAAGUAUGCGAUGCGAGACUUAGUACAGAAACUCCCAUCUGGAAAUUUACAACAUGACCAAAAUACUUCAGAUGACACAAUAACAGCUGUAUUAGCCACAAUUAAUGAGGUUAAAAAAAAUCCCGAGUUUUCUCGUUCCUUACUAGAUUCGGGAGGAAUCGACCGGCUAAUGAUCAUAACAAGACGAAAAGAAAAAUAUACCUCUUGCGUGUUGAAAUUUGCUAGUCAAGUUUUAUACACCAUGUGGCAACAUAACGAAUUGCGAGAGGUUUAUAAAAAGAACGGAUGGAAAGAAAAUGAUUUUAUAAGUAAACAUUUUACAGCACAGAACACUCCGCCAAAUUCACCAAACAACGUCAACAAUACACUCAAUAGACCAAUGGCUUCACAAGGACGUACUCGCUAUGAAGACAGAACUAUACAGCGAGCAACAAGCAGCUCAUAUGCUGCUAAGGAAUCCAGUGGUGCCGUUAUGUCUAGUAAUGAGACUGCACUGCUUUCAGAAAUGGUUAGAAAACAAUUAUAAAAUUAUUAUUUCUUAAUUAUUUCAGUACUAAAGAUUAUAUGAAAAGUAUUCAAUUUUUAAAUUAUUCAAAUAAAGCCUAUUAUUAAAUCCCUUUGACCAAAAGGUUUUUACAGCAUUUACCCAACAUAAUUGUAAAAUAUCACUAUAAUAAAAAUGUAAUCUGAAAACAUAAAAAUAAUGAUAAUUAAGAGAAGCUGUUUAUUUUUUAACUAUUAUUCGUUUAUUUCUAUUUUAUUAUAACUAAAGUUUUAUGCACUUUCACAACAUAAACAUAAAUCUACUUGCAUCAACGGGGAAUCACUUACUGCUCACUUUGUCAAUCGAAUAAAUAAAAUGUAACUAAUGCUGA
Molecule: messenger RNA, 3009 nt
Organism: Drosophila eugracilis
Lineage: Eukaryota; Metazoa; Arthropoda; Insecta; Diptera; Drosophilidae
Product: catenin delta-2
Biological process (GO): cell-cell junction assembly; cell-cell adhesion
Cellular component (GO): cytoplasm; adherens junction; nucleus
Molecular function (GO): cadherin binding
Source: RefSeq, a predicted model, not a curated record